This is a messenger RNA of Cotesia congregata, 420 nucleotides long. NCBI's taxonomy places the organism in Eukaryota, Metazoa, Arthropoda, Insecta, Hymenoptera, Braconidae. The record is from the annotation of a GenBank genome assembly.
AUGGAAUCAGCAAUUCAUCGACGAAUGACUAUAACAAAUCACAUUAAUAGGAUGUUCAGCAGCCAUUUUUGUGAGGGAAGUAUACAUACUGAAAAUAAAAGGAUUUAUGAUAGUCAAAAUUUAAUAAUCAAUGAUAUCAAAGCUAAAAAAAUUGUCAGUAUGUUGACGAAAAAUAAUUACUGUACAUUGUUAUUAUUUUUUUGCUUGGCAAUUUUUGCAAUUGUUCCUUCUCAGCAGAAUGAAGAUGGAGCAGAAGUGUAUAUUGAAGGAUAUUGUCAAGCCUUGGGUUUAAGUUUUGACAAAUGCCACUUUGAGUGCAGAUAUAGGGGUUACACGGAAGGCCAUUGCAGAGGUUUUAUGUAUACUGAUUGCUGGUGUACAGUACCGAAUAAGAAUCAAUCGCCACCAAACAGCAUUUAA